Molecule: messenger RNA, 645 nt
Organism: Culex quinquefasciatus (southern house mosquito)
Lineage: Eukaryota; Metazoa; Arthropoda; Insecta; Diptera; Culicidae
Exons: 1
Coding region: 43-519 (158 amino acids)
Source: RefSeq, a predicted model, not a curated record
GUUAUCGACACUGGCUGCGAUCAAAAGCAGUUUUUUCCAAAAAUGAAAAAUUUACGAUCUCUAUUUCUGGCACUUGUUCUACUAGCAGUGGCCCUGGCGGCAGAUGUCCCGACGGGAUGUGUCACGAUCAAGAACCGUCACGAGGGUAGAUUCCUGGCCCAUUCCAUAUCAACUCACGACAAGGAUCGGCGCCACGUAUCGUUCUGCACGGAUCCGCAGCCGUGGACCAUAACGGCUGAGGGGACCAACUUCAGAAUAAGGAACAAUAAGCAUGGCGAAGAAUUAUUCGAGUCUCAGCAAAAGUUCAACGGCAAUUACGUGUUUCUUUGGAUUAAAAAGUCGCUCAUAAACGAUGGAGGAGCGUCGUGGAAAAUAACGGAGAGUGGCAAUCCAGGGUACUUUCAUAUAAAAAAUGUUAAAUUUUCUCACUGUCUCUUUACGCAAGGAGGUACUGACUGGGUUGCGGCUUAUGAGUCGUGCGAUACCGCCAAAUAUGAAUGGAGGAUUGUCAAGUGCUAAAGUUUACAUUGAAAAUAAGUUAGUACAAUACGGCUGGUACAAAUCCUCUAAAAGUUUCCGUCACGGACAAAAUCCAACUUAAAGUGCAAAGAUUAAUAAAUUCUAUCAAAAAAAUUUCAGCCUCAA